CGCAGCCUAGCGCCCGGUUCGUCUCCCUCCGCCGCGUUCCGGGCCUAAGCGGGAGCGGCGGGGUGAGCGGCAGAGGGUGUCCCGGGACGGCGGCAGAGGCGGAGGGAGACACGGGGGCCUUGGGGGUCGCUAGCUAGGGGCCGCAGCGGCAGAGGAGCCCGCGGGCGGGGCAGCCGAGUUCCCGGAGGCCCCGCCUGAGCGCGCGCGGAGGAGCCCGAAAGCAGGAUGGCGGCGUCGGCCCUGUAUGCCUGCACCAAGUGCACGCAGCGCUACCCCUUCGAGGAGCUGUCGCAAGGCCAACAGCUCUGCAAGGUCGGUGGACACCGGGCGCUCGGCGCACCGAUCCGCUCCGGGUCCCGGGCAUCAGGAAUGUCGGAUUGCACAUCCUAUUGUAAAAUGUACUUACUGCAGAUCAGAAUUUCAGCAGGAGAGCAAAACUAACACAAUUUGUAAGAAGUGUGCUCAAAAUGUCAAGCAGUUUGGAACGCCCAAACCUUGUCAAUACUGUAACAUAAUUGCAGCAUUUAUUGGUACCAAGUGUCAGCGUUGCACCAAUUCGGAAAAGAAAUAUGGACCACCUCAGACCUGUGAACAGUGUAAACAGCAGUGUGCUUUUGAUCGGAAGGAGGAAGGAAGAAGAAAAGUCGACGGGAAGUUACUGUGCUGGCUCUGUACCUUAUCAUACAAGAGAGUUUUGCAGAAGACAAAAGAACAAAGGAAGAGUUUGGGGUCUUCACAUUCCAAUUCUUCAUCUUCGUCUCUCACUGAGAAAGACCAGCACCAUUCGAAACACCACCACCACCACCAUCACCACCACCAUCGCCACAGCAGUGGCCACCACAAAAUCAGCAGUCUAAGUCCUGAGCAGGAGCAAGGAAUGUGGAAACAGAGCCAUAAAUCUUCGGCAGCAAUUCAGAAUGAAACUCCAAAGAAAAAGCCCAAGUUGGAAUCUAAGCCAUCUAAUGGAGAUAGUAGCUCUAUAAAUCAGUCAGCAGAUAGUGGGGGAACAGACAAUUUUGUCCUUAUAAGUCAACUGAAAGAAGAAGUGAUGUCACUUAAGCGUCUCUUACAGCAAAGAGACCAGACUAUUUUAGAGAAAGAUAAAAAGUUAACGGAGCUGAAGGCAGACUUUCAGUACCAAGAGUCAAAUUUGAGAACUAAGAUGAACAGUAUGGAAAAAGCUCACAAAGAAACUGUGGAACAACUUCAGGCCAAAAACAGAGAACUACUCAAACAGGUUGCAGCCUUGUCAAAGGGUAAAAAGUUUGACAAGAGUGGAAGCGUGCUAACAUCUCCCUGAGAAGGUCACUUGUGUAGCGUGUCUGCUUGACAGUGUAUAUUUGAGGGGUCCUGUGAAGCCCUUAUGUUCUGUGCAGUGGAAAAUAUUUUUACAUGCCAAGUAUAUUGGUGUGUUUCCUAUUCACUUUUAUAAUUGACACAGCAUUUUUUUAAGUUGUAAACAUGCAGAUAAAACUUCAGCUGGUUUGGAGUGACUUCUUAAUUCUUUGAUACCUAGAACUUUUUUCUAGCAAUAGUAUUAAAGGUUGUGGAGUGCACAUGUGUGCACUAUAUAAAAUGCAACAUGCAAUAAUGGAGUGGUUAGAAGAACAGCAGCAGGGUUUUGUGUUUUGCUUUUGUUUAACACUAUGCUGAUUUCAGAUAAAUAGUUUUCAAUUUAGAAAUGCAAAACUUUUAAACAUGGAAAAUGGUGAACACUGGUUUUUUGGGAAUUGUAUUUUUACUUCGCAUCAACAUAAAUUUAGAGAAUCAUGGUGCUUUUAUUAAAAGAGCUUCAGAGUAUAUGUAAAUAUGUUUUUAAAAGUUACAUCACUAACAUUAGUUUAGUAAUCUAACAUUUCAUUGCUGUUAUAGGAUUGAUGUUUACUGUACAGCAUCCAAGAUAAAAUGUGUUUUGUUUUGUAAAAACUGUAGAUUUUUACUUACAAGUGCCUUUUGCCACCUAAUGUUUUUAUUUAUAGGAAUGCUGAACUUUUGUACAUAUGGUUUGUUUAAAAAUCAUGUUAAUACAUGUUUGUAUAUAAGUGCAUAUGUACAGAACCCAAUUUCAAAAAGAAAUCAAUUGUCAAGACUUCAUAUUAAGAAUUAACUGAUAAUGCAUAUAGACUUAAGUGAUUUUGUGCUUUGUUUCUGUAUCAUAAGGGAAACUAUUGGUCAUUGAGUUCAUUUAAUUAUGUUGAAAUACUGUCCUAAAGAUUUAAUUUUAACUCCACUUUGAUAGAGUGAUUUUAUUUUUAUGUUGUGUGGCUUCACGUUUAUAUUUUGUGAGUUACAUGUUUUACUUUAUUUUUAUAUGGAAUUUCUUUAAAAUUUAUAAUGUUUCUAUAACAGUCCAUAUAUCUGCUUUUUUUAUAAUGUGUUGCUAAGUUAAUAUUUAUGUACACCAUACCUAGUUUGUAAAUUUAAUACAAAUCUGGAAAAUUAAAUAACUUUUUAUAAUCAAAUCUGUACUUAGGUCUGAAUAAUUGAAAUCUGUAAGAUUCAGACACUAUUUAUAAGUAAUUUGUCUCAAAGUAUAAAAUUGUCUAUAAAGGAGUACAAUAGUAUGGAAUAGAUUCUGUGAAAUUGCAAAUUAGCUUCUGAACUCCAGUGGUUUUAAGCCAGUAACCGAAAUUGAUUAUUUUAGUUCUGGUUUCAAGAUGAAUUUUAAAACUAAAGGCAUUGCUAGAAACAACAUAUGGCUUCUUUUUCUUAGAAAUGUGCAGUUAAACUUCUUUGAAUCAGUUCUGAAAGUUUUGUUUUUAGAUAAAAGUUUAUAAUGGUCUUCAUAUCAAAGAUUAAUGUUCUUAAAGCGUACGUUAUUAUAACAAUUCUUUUUAAAUUAUUCAAGUUUUAGUAAACUUCCCACAGUUGUUUACUACAAGUGAAGGCAAAUCUACCCAUUUGCAAACACAUAGUUUUCAAGUAACAGUAAGAUUGAAUGGGUCAGAUUUGGAAAAAGCAAGGCAGUCUGUUGUUAUGAGGCCCUCACAAAUAAUGUUAAUUUAUUAUACUCUUCUCAACCAUAGGAGAUAAUGCCUUAAUGUGGAUGCUACGUUUGGAGGAUUUACUGCAUUCAGAAAGUAGUCAUUACUUUGCUUUAAAUUUUGUAAUUAUUUGUAUUACAGUUUCCUGGCCAUUUUUCAAUCCACAGUAGUCACAAUUCUAAAUGAACUAUAGUAGUUCUGGUACUUUAUUGGAGACAAUAGAAACGGAAUCCGCCCGUCCUUCUUUAACUGACAUGGAAACUGAGAAUCAGCUGAAAAUGGUGAAGCUUUGUAAAGUGCAAGGCCGAAACCUAAAUUUAGGGACUUCAGGCUGUUCAUUUCUAAUUAGACAAACUCUUUACUUCCAUGACCUUAUUUUAUAACUUUUCUUUUUGCAGUUGUAUAAAUUAGUAAUUGAGUCCCAAUCCCAGAUAUGUAGUGUGUUGACCGAAUGAGUUGAUACCCUUUAAAUGUGGACCUGUCCAGAGAUACUAUGGUGUGCUGUGUUGUGCUUUUAGCCUGUUCGCUGCAGUUAGCAUAGCCCAGUGAGGGCCAUUUGAGCUCCAAUUAUCAUGUAUUAAUAGCCUGUGAAUAUUAAGGUCAUCUUUAGAGUGUAUUGGUCUAAAUAUGCAUUUUACAAUGAACCUGUUAAUGCUGGUCACAUGUAUAAAUUAAUGAAAUGCUGUACCUGUACACAUCUGACUGUUGACAUUUUGUACUUUUUUUCUAAACCCAACUAUUUCACAAUAAAAAAAUAUGCCAAA
Molecule: messenger RNA, 3748 nt
Organism: Arvicola amphibius (Eurasian water vole)
Lineage: Eukaryota; Metazoa; Chordata; Mammalia; Rodentia; Cricetidae
Gene: Fam76b
Product: family with sequence similarity 76 member B
Exons: 10
Coding region: 245-1300 (351 amino acids)
Source: RefSeq, a predicted model, not a curated record